Messenger RNA from Chrysoperla carnea, 2922 nucleotides. RefSeq names its product breast cancer anti-estrogen resistance protein 3 homolog. The record is from RefSeq and is a predicted model, not a curated record. Gene Ontology annotation, biological process: positive regulation of peptidyl-serine phosphorylation; small GTPase-mediated signal transduction. Gene Ontology annotation, molecular function: guanyl-nucleotide exchange factor activity; phosphotyrosine residue binding. NCBI's taxonomy places the organism in Eukaryota, Metazoa, Arthropoda, Insecta, Neuroptera, Chrysopidae. The coding region runs from base 139 to 2922 and encodes 927 amino acids. The transcript has 9 exons.
GAUAACGACAAAUUAUGAAUAGAGCAAAUUUUAAUUUUGUGUAAUUUCAAUAAAUGACAAUUACUUACAAUUUUGAAAUGUGUUUCAAUAAUAAAGUAUUAAUUGUAGUGCUUUUUAAAGUUAUAUUAAUUGGUUAUAAUGGCUGCAACUAGAACUAAGAGACGUGGUGGUAUAUGGAAUGGAAUACGUUUUCCAUCUAUGAUGUCCAUACACCGUAAUAGUAUCAUGAAGAUGCCACGACCGCCUCCACCUGCACCACCUCAAACAGAAUCCUCUACAAGUACUUUUCCAACAACGGUGAAUAAUAAUAUAAAGCCUCAUUUAGAUGUUGAACAAUGGUUGAAUGCAUUAGAUUUGUAUGAUGAGUAUAAUGAUGUAUUUGCACGGUUUACUGGCGUUGAGGAGUUGUUACAUUAUUCAGAGGCUGAUAUUAAAGAAUUGGGGAUUAAAAAUUCAUCACAUCGUGCACGGAUUGUUUCAAGUUUGUUGGCAUUGAAAAUUAAAUAUGAAAAAAAUUUAAGAAAGCUAAAACAUAAGUCAAUACAAAGGCAUAGCGUUGCUGUGGAUAAGCGUCUUAAUGUGAAGGAUAGUACAGAUGAUCUCUUAAAUUACGUUACGGAAUCCAAUAAUCAGAGUAAAAGUCUGUGUACGUUGAUAAUGGAACCGAUAGCCGAUCCAAAUUUAGAUCCAACAGCACUAAAGAAAGCCUUAGAAUGGGAACUAUCAUUAGAUACACGCGAUUUAUGUUCACACGCAUGGUAUCAUGGAGCAAUACCCCGACCACGAGCCGAAGAAAUUGUUGAACGUGAUGGAGAAUUUUUAGUACGUGAUUGUACGUCACAGCCAGGAAAUUAUGUUUUAAGUUGUCGGCACAAAACACAACCAUUACAUUUUGUUAUAAAUAAGGUAGUGAUUCAACCAGAUACGGUGUACGAACGAAUUCAAUAUCAGUUUGAAGAUGAUGCAUACGACACGGUACCUGAUUUAAUCACAUACUAUGUGGGCUCUGGCAAACCAAUAUCAGUGGCAUCUGGAGCACGAAUACAAUAUCCACGUAAUCGAAUGUAUCCUCUUUCAUUUUAUGCUUCUAAGUAUCCACCACCAUAUCCUCAAAGCCGUUUAGUAUCUCCAGUAAAUACUCCAAUUACACCAAAUCCACUUCGAUAUACAUCUUUUAAUCAAAAUAAUUGCAAUACAUUUAAUAAAUCAUCGUCUCCUCAAAAAAAUGCUCAAGAUAUACGACCUAGACUCCCAGCGAAAAAACAACGAUCACAAUCCUUGACGCCAGCCGAAGCUCAACAAAGAUCUUGCCAGGAAAAAUGUAACAGUGCUGAUGGUGUUAUACAAUCACCAUUAAUGACACGAUCAGCGGGACAAACUGCCGAACAAGUAAACUCAAAAUUUUCCACGCAUUCGUUACCAAGAAAUUCUUGCACAAAAAUAUCUCUUCCAUCAAAUAAUUCCACAACAUUAGGAAAUCGAACCAAUAAUAAACAUAUUUCAAGGGUAACAAGCGAUCCUUCACUGUCACCAUGUGUCGAACGAAAACAUUUAAUUGAAAAUGGUGAUGAAGAACCAAUUUCAAAAUCUCCUCCCCCAAAACCUAGUCGAAUACCGUCACUAAUGCAGCGUAGUGAUUCGAAAGAUUCUACCGAUAUUGACGGUAAAAAUAAUGAUAUGGUCUUCCAUCCACACGGUUCCAUCCAACGAGUUGCGUCAUAUCAUGCAUCUGGUUCAGAUUCUGGAAAUGGAUCUGGAGAUUCAGCGCAAAGCUCAGCAGCUGGGGAUCCUAUUGAAGGUGUACAUAGGAUAUCUGGUGUUAUCAUAAAAAAUCCUAGGUAUAUGUUGUCCAGUUCUGAAUCUUCUACUACACUGAAGAAUUUUAAUUACGCCAAUGCCGAAGAGGCAAUUAUGCAAUUAGAAAUACCUGCAUUAGACACGGUGUCGAAAUUUGAUAUUGAAAAUUUCCACACACUAUUGUUGCCAGCAACGGAAAAUAAACCGUUAGAUGCAACUGCCUUACAAAGUAUUAAAAUAAUGUUAAGAGAAAAUGGGCCUAGAAUAUUAGCAAAUCAUUUAACCAAAAUUGAUUUACAAUUAACUUUAGAUGAUAAUAAUAAUUGUAACCAAUUAUUACAAAUACCUGGUAUUGAGCUUAUUACGCUACCACAUGGGCAUCAACUUCGAAGUGAUAUUAUUGAACGAACUGUUUGUCUAAAAUUAUUAGUUGCUGUGACAAUAUUAACUUGUACAUCAGACUCCGAGCGAGCUGAAAUAUUAAAUAAAUGGAUUGAAGUAGCAAUUGAUACGAAAACCGCAUUAGGAAAUCUGUUUGGAUUUUGUGGAAUUAUGCUCGGUCUAUGUGCGACACAAGUUCAAUCUUUAGAAUCUACAUGGCACAUGUUAAGGCAGAAGUAUACAGAUAGUGCCUUUAACUUUGAAGCAAAACUGAGGCCAACACUAAAAAGUAUGAAUGAAUGCACAAAUCCACAAGCGCCUAACACAACAAUACCUCAUUUACUGCCAAUAGUUUUACUACAAGAGCGUGGUUUGGAUGAUUUUAUUGGUGACGGAGCUGCAAUUAGUGAAAAAAAUCCAUUAACUCAAACAUGUCUAUCACCAUGGGAAACGAAAUCUCCUGAUUUUGGUCUAUCCACAAUGUUUGCACAUUUGGAAGCAUCGCGAAAAUUUAAUGACAAUAUUCCAUUAUAUAAGCGUAAUGCCGAAAUAAUUCUAGGUGAUACAAGUAGAACAGAUGAAUUGAUGUUGGAUGCAUUUCGUACAGAAUUUCAUUUAAAAUUUUUAUGGGGUUCACGAGGUGCACAUGUUGAAUCUGUUGAAAGACAUUUUAAAUUUGAACAAGUAUUAAAAGUGUUAGCUGAUAAAUAUUCAGAAUCUGCACAAAUUGGGACCAGUGUAUAA